This is a messenger RNA of Impatiens glandulifera, 1961 nucleotides long. RefSeq names its product delta(12) acyl-lipid conjugase (11E,13E-forming)-like. The transcript has 3 exons. Bases 799 to 1959 code for a protein of 386 amino acids. NCBI's taxonomy places the organism in Eukaryota, Viridiplantae, Streptophyta, Magnoliopsida, Ericales, Balsaminaceae. Gene Ontology annotation, biological process: lipid metabolic process. Gene Ontology annotation, molecular function: oxidoreductase activity, acting on paired donors, with oxidation of a pair of donors resulting in the reduction of molecular oxygen to two molecules of water. The record is from RefSeq and is a predicted model, not a curated record.
UAACAAAGUAACUAUUUUAUCUAAAUUAAUAAACUACUAUCAUUAUAGCUCAUUCUUAAUUAAGUAACUCGUUAUUCUACUAAUUGAGGGUCUAUUCUGAUAUAUCUAAAUGAGGUUGUUUAAGUUGAAGAUCGUGUUAGUGUUAGUUUAUUAUAGAUAAUAAACUCUAAUUUCUUUUUCACUUAUUGACAGAUUGGGGGCUAAUUUGAGGUUUAAUAUUAUUGUCGGAGAAAACUAAGUGGGGGAACAAAAUGAUCGAACUCUUCUGCCUCUUCCUUUUUCCAAGCUGAAAGAAGAAUCAAAUAACACUUGUCUCUCUUUCCUGGAUCGGUCCAGCUUGCUUAUUUUGUAUUAUAGUACAUGCAUAGCCCAUUGUUUGAAAACUAAGCGGUUUAAGAAAACACAAAAAUCAAAAAUCAGAACCCCACUAGAGUGGCUCGGUGGGAAAUGAAAGAGUCGAUCUAAGAGACGAAAAGAUCAUGGGUUCAAUUCCCACGGGUUCAAUUCUCACGGGAAGUGAAAGCGGUGGGCCAUGAAUGUGGGGUGUUAGGCUAGUUCUCUAUAAUUUUGAAAAAAAAAAUCAAAAAACAAAACAAAAUCAAGUGUAUUAUUUAUAUUGAGAUAAUGUUGUGGGUAGAUUACUUGUCAAAAUAGUAGAGACAUGUGUCCAUGUAACAGGGCUUUAAGCUUUGCAUGGAGAAGAGUGGGGUCCAAAUGAGGUGUUAUAUAGAAAGGAGGUCUUCCUUGUGUAAACCUCACCUGAGUCUCUUUGAACCGAGAUACAUUCGUGUAAAAUAGAUGGGAGAAGUUGGACCUGGUAUGACGAAUCGAACAAGAACCAAGUCUGAGGAGAAGUUGCAAUCAUCUAAUGCAAGAGUUCCUCAUGAAAAACCUCCAUUUACACUAAGCGAUCUCAAGAAAGCCGUCCCGCCCCAUUGCUUUGAACGUUCUCUUAUUCGAUCUUUCUACCACGUUUUUCAUGAUCUCGCCAUCUUAUCCUUUUUAUAUUACGUCGCUGCCACUUACAUACCCCUCCUACCCCAAUACUAUCGUGUUGUGGCAUGGCCUUUAUAUUGGAUUUGUCAAGGUUGCGUUCAACUCGGUAUAUUGGUCAUUGGUCAUGAAUGCGGUCACCAUGCCUUUAGCGAUUACCAAUGGGUGGACGAUACCGUCGGUUUCUUCCUUCACUCGUCACAAUUGAUCCCGUUCUUCUCGUGGAAAUUUAGUCACCGUCGUCAUCACUCAAACACCGGCUCGAUCGAGAGUGACGAGGUCUUUCCGCCCAAAUACAAAUAUGAAAUGGUGUGGUAUGCGAAAUACCUAAGCAACCCCAUCGGUCGUUUUUUCACACUUGUCGGAGCCCUAUUAGUCGGAUGGCCUAUGUACCUCUUGUUCAACGCAAACGGCCGUAGUUACGAUCGCUUCGCGUCCCACUACUACCCUCAAUCCCCGAUCUUCAACAACCGCGAGAGGCUGCAGAUACUCGUUUCCGACGUGGGGAUUGGCUUGGCUUAUUACAUCUUGUAUAGGAUCACUGUGGAAAAGGGAUUUGUUUGGUUGGUUUGUGUUUAUGGCAUGCCUUAUUUGAUCCUUAACGCGCUUCUUAUCACCAUCACGUUCCUACAACACACGCACCCGACGCUGCCCCGUUACGAUGUCUCUGAGUGGGACUGGCUCAAGGGAGCCCUGUCUACUGUUGACCGUGAUUUUGGAAUAUUGAAUAAGGUGUUUCAUAAUAUAACGGACACCCACUUAGUCCAUCAUUUGUUCUCCACGAUGUCGCAUUAUCAUGCGAAGGAGGCGACAAAUGUGCUUAGGCCGAUAUUGGGGGAGUACUAUAGGUUUGAUAGCACUCCGUUUAUUGUCGCGUUGUGGAGGGAAGUGGGAAAGUGCAUUUAUGUCGAGUCCGACGAGAGUAGCAAGACCAAGGGAGUUUUUUGGUACAAUAACGAGCUUUGAAA